Callorhinus ursinus (northern fur seal) is the source of this 3940-nucleotide messenger RNA. RefSeq names its product tudor domain containing 12 (gene TDRD12). Gene Ontology annotation, biological process: germ-line stem cell division. Gene Ontology annotation, molecular function: nucleic acid binding; ATP binding. NCBI's taxonomy places the organism in Eukaryota, Metazoa, Chordata, Mammalia, Carnivora, Otariidae. The record is from RefSeq and is a predicted model, not a curated record.
AAAAAAUUUUUACAGAUUGAAGAUCCAGGAUGCUUCUGGGUUAUUAUAAAAGGAUGUAGUCCGUUUUUAGAUCAUGAAGUUGAUUACCAAAAACUAAAUAGUGCCAUGAAUGACUUCUAUAAUAGCAUGCGUCAAGAUAUAGAAAUAAAACCGUUAAUGUUGGAAGAAGGGCAGGUCUGUGUGGUGUAUUGUCAGGAACUGAAGUGCUGGUGCAGGGCUGUUAUUAAGUCCAUUGUGUCUUCGGCAGACCACUACCUGGCAGAAUGUUUCCUUGUGGAUUUUGCCAAGUACAUCCCAGUGAAAUCUAAAAACAUCCGAGUUGCAGUAGAAACUUUUAUGCAGCUUCCCUACCGAGCAAAAAAAUUCAGGCUGUACUGCACGAAGCCUGUUACGUUACAUAUUGACUUCUGUGAAGACAGCGCUGAGAUUGUACCUGCCAAGAAGUGGGACAGUGCAGCUAUUCAGUACUUCCAGAACAUCCUAAAAGCAACCACCCAGGUGGAAGCCAAGUUGUGUGCCGUGGAAGAAGAUACUUUUGAGGUCUACCUUUAUGCAACUAUAAGAAAUGAAAAAGUCUGUGUUAAUGAUGAUCUGGUUGCGAAGAACUUCGCUUGUUACAUAUCACCCAAGAAGAAUAAAAACAUUGGUUCUGUAGAGAAAUCAAGAUUGAGUAUAAAGUCAGCAUCCUUUUCCAGUAAACUCAAUCCAGCGCUUACUCUUUGGCCAAUGUUUUUGCAAGGAAAAGACCCACAAGGAAUGGAAAAUUCACAUGGUUUAACUUUUCUGGCUCAGUCCCUCCAGCAUCCGGGGCCCAAGGGUGUUGUUGGUGACCUUGGGCCAACUGCUAUAUAUCUGGAUAAAACUAUAAAAUGUAAUCUGGAUUCAUUGAGAGGUUCACCUAAAAAAAAGUCUGAAAAGAAACAACAGUGCAUCUCUUUGAAAGAUGUAAAUAAGUGUGUUGAAUCCUCCAUGUACUGGCCAACAAAGAGGGGGAUAACCAUAUAUGCUGAGCCAGAUACACCAGCAGCAAGUGCUUUAUGUCAGAAGCCAACUGAGAAACCACUUAGGUUGGCUGAGAAGAAAGAACACAAUGAGAAGAAUGGCUGUGUGAAAUUGUUGCAGUUUUUAAAUCCUGAUCCUUUGAGAACUGAUGGGAUCUCUGAUCUACAGCAGUUGCAGAGGCUGCGGACCGGCUCCCAGCAGCCCUUGGCCGUGCUCAGGCACAAGAUCGAGCCUUGCUUGUCCAUUGACACGUCGCCGCUUUCGGCAGACCUGAGAAAGGCUCUUCGAAGAAACAAGUUCCCAGGACCUAGGCUCGCGGAAUCCCACGCUUGGCCUCCCAUAGCCCGGGGCUGUGACGUGGUGGUCAUCUCUCACCGCGGAAACGAUCCUCUGCUGUACCUCCCGCCGGUCCUUACAAUUCUGCAAACGGGGGGCUGCUACAAGUCUUUACCACGUAGAAAUGGACCUCUGGCAGUCAUCGUGUGCCCUGGGUGGAAAAAGGCCCAAUUUACUUUUGAAUUACUGGAAGAUUAUAGCACAUCCUCCAGGCCUCUUCAUCCCAUGUUGUUAAUAAUCGGACUCCACAAAGAUGAAGCCAAAAACAUGAAGCUUCCAAGGGGGUGUGACAUCAUUGUUACAACACCCCACAGCCUCCUGAGACUUCUCAAAUACCAAAGCUUGUUAUUUCUUAGACUCUGUCACCUCAUCUUGGAUGAGGUGGAAGUGUUAUUCUUUGAAGCUACUGAAGAAAUGUUUGCUAUAUUAGAUAACUUAAAAAAAAAUAUUGAUGUUGAAGAAAGGGAAUCUGCACCACAUCAGAUUGUUGCGGUUGGCGUUCACUGGAGCAGACAUAUAGAGCAGCUGGUCGGAGGGUUCAUGAACGACCCCUACAUUGUGGUCACAGCCGUGGAAGAGGCCGCUCUCUAUGGCAGCGUCCAGCAGGUAGUACACCUUUGCCUAGAAUGUGAAAAAACCUCUACUUUACUCCAGACUUUGGAUUUCAUUCCAAGUCAAGCACAAAAGACCUUGAUCUUCACCGGCUCUGUAGCUGAAACAGAAAUAGUGUGUAAGGUAGUAGAAAGCAGUUCAAUAUUUUGCUUGAAAAUGCAUAAAGAAAUGGUUUUUAAUUUAAAAAGUGUUUUAGAACAGUGGAAGAAGAAGUUAAGUUCUGGCUCUCACAUUGUAUUAGCCUUAACAGAUGAUUGCAUACCGCUCUUGACCAUCACCGAUGCCACGUGUGUGAUUCACUUCAGCUUUCCUUCCUCACCCAGAAUCUUUGGUGGACGCCUGUACUGCAUGUCUGAUCAUUUUCAGAGUUCCACCGAACAGGGUUCUCCUGCAGAACAGGGAGAUAAGAAGACCAAAUCCAAAUCCGUCUUGCUGCUGACAGAGAGGAACGCGUGCCACGCGGUCGGCGUCCUGCGCUACCUGGAGCGGGCAGAUGCCAAGAUCCCCUCAGAGCUGUAUGAGUUUACUGCAGGGGUUCUGGAAGCCAAAGAAGAUAAAAAAGCCAGAAGGCCUCUUUGUCCGUAUCUUAAGGCUUUUGGUUUUUGCAAAGACAAAAGGAUCUGUCCUGAUAGACACCGUGUUAAUCCAGAAAUAGAUAUGCCAAGGAAAUUAUCCAAUCAAACUCUACCAACAUUUGGAUACAUCAAAAUAAUACCCUUUUAUAUUUCGAAUGCAACGCAUUAUUUUGGUCGUAUAAUUGAUAAACAAGUGGAUCUUUAUGCAACUCUUAAUGCUGAAAUGAAUGAGUAUUUUAAGGGUAACAGCAAUAAAACGACUGUUGAAAAGGUGGAGAAACUCAGAUUAUAUGGAUUAGCAGAAAAAACACUUUAUCACAGGGUUGAGGUGCUGGAGUUGAGCCAAAAAGAAGACACCUGGGGUCCGGACAGCGUCCUUGUGAAGUUUAUAGAUGAAGGCCGGACUGGACUCGUCACAAGGGACCAACUGCUGCAUCUUCCGGAAAAUUUCCACACUCUGCCCCCCCAGGCGGUGGAGUUCAUUGUUUGCAGAGUGAAACCCGCUGACAAUGAAGUUGAGUGGAAUCCAAAGGUUACUAGGUACAUUCAUCAUAAAAUUAUUGGAAAAUUACAUGAUGCCAAAGUGAUGUUGGCUUUAGGAAAUACAGUGUGGAUUGAUCCAAUGGUGCACAUUACCAAACUUUCAAAUUUGAAGACCUCUGUUAUUGAUUAUAAUGUUCGUACUGAAAUUUUGUCGAUGGGAAUGGGCAUUGACAACUCGGAGCAUAUAGAACAGCUGAAGACGUUACACGAACGAGCUAAAAUGCCACCUGAUGAAGAAAGCCUGAGCCAGGCCCUGGCGCCUUCUCCAGCAGAAGAUGCUGCUUGUCCGCAGAGCCCACAGCAGGAGGACAGAGGCUCGGAAAGAGGUUCCCACUCCGGGACAAAACCAGAAAACCAAAAGCAUGAAACUUUACCUGAAAACACAAGUGAUUCUCCCUUUCACAGAACCACAGAGCCCCUGAAAAGCUUCCACCCACAGAUAAAAUGGUUCCAAAAAGAUGAUGUGGUCAUACUGAAGAUAAGAAUAAGGAACGUAAAAGAUUACAAAUGUGAAUAUUUCCAAGAUAGAGUCAUUUUCAGUGGCUGGGCGGGAGAGAAGUUUUACUUGGCUGACAUGGAGCUGCAGGCCAACAUAGCAAAAGACGCCUGCAAAUGCGUGAUCACAAACGAGGAACCUGUGAUCACUCUUGCAAAAGAGACCAGGGGAUCUUGGUGCAGCUUACUCAAACAGAGGAAUCCUAAUGUGGCUUUUGAUUUCGAUCACUGGGAAGAAGGUGAAGAGGACAGCCAGCUCCCCCAGGUUGUGAAAUCUAAAAACCUGCCGGGCAGAGUGGCAGAGGUGGCUGAGAGCGGUGGCCGGACGUCGGAGGGUGACGGCGGUGAGAGUGAAUGAGCACGAGUCAGGUGCGGAC